CGAUCCCCAAUCUUCAGAUCUCUUCUAAUCCCAUCCCCCUCUACCACUUCUCUUUACCAAAAAAAAAUCGAUCAAAAUUCUCUGGUACUUUACUCUCUUCAAAACCCUUUUUCUCAUCGGAGAAGAACAAGAUGAGUAACCAAGCUGAAUCUUCAGACUCGAAAGGAACAAAGAGAGAUUUUAGUACAGCUAUAUUGGAACGUAAGAAAGCUGCAAAUCGUCUUGUUGUCGAUGAAGCGAUUAACGAUGAUAACUCUGUUGUGUCUAUGAACCCUGAGACCAUGGAAAAGUUACAGCUCUUCCGUGGUGAUACCAUCCUUAUCAAGGGAAAGAAAAGGAAGGACACCAUCUGCAUUGCUCUUGCUGAUGACACAUGUGAUGAGCCAAAGAUCAGGAUGAAUAAAGUUGUAAGGUCAAACUUGAGGGUCAGACUUGGUGAUGUUGUUUCUGUGCACCAAUGCCCUGAUGUCAAAUAUGGGAAGCGUGUUCACAUUCUUCCUGUUGAUGAUACCAUUGAAGGUGUCACUGGGAGUUUGUUUGAUGCUUAUCUUAAACCUUACUUCUUGGAAGCUUAUCGUCCAGUAAGGAAAGGCGAUCUGUUUCUUGUAAGAGGUGGAAUGAGGAGUGUAGAGUUUAAAGUCAUCGAGACUGACCCAUCAGAGUACUGUGUUGUUGCCCCAGAUACUGAAAUCUUUUGUGAGGGAGAGCCUGUUAGAAGGGAGGAUGAAGAUAGGUUGGAUGAAGUAGGUUAUGAUGAUGUUGGUGGAGUCCGAAAGCAGAUGGCUCAGAUCCGUGAGUUGGUGGAAUUGCCUCUUAGACAUCCACAGCUCUUUAAAUCAAUUGGUGUGAAGCCACCAAAAGGAAUUUUACUUUAUGGACCUCCAGGUUCCGGGAAGACACUGAUUGCCCGUGCUGUUGCCAAUGAAACUGGUGCCUUUUUCUUCUGCAUUAACGGGCCAGAAAUUAUGUCUAAAUUAGCAGGAGAGAGUGAAAGCAAUCUUCGUAAGGCAUUCGAGGAAGCUGAGAAGAAUGCACCAUCUAUUAUUUUUAUUGAUGAGAUCGACUCCAUUGCUCCUAAAAGAGAGAAGACAAAUGGUGAAGUUGAGAGGAGAAUUGUUUCCCAGCUCUUGACUCUUAUGGAUGGUCUGAAAUCUCGUGCACAUGUUAUUGUUAUGGGGGCCACAAACAGACCAAACAGCAUUGACCCAGCUCUUAGGAGGUUUGGUAGGUUUGACAGGGAAAUUGACAUUGGUGUUCCAGAUGAGAUUGGACGUCUCGAGGUCCUUCGUAUCCAUACUAAGAACAUGAAGCUCUCGGAAGAUGUUGAUUUGGAAAGGAUUUCAAAAGAUACUCAUGGUUAUGUCGGUGCUGAUCUUGCUGCUCUCUGUACCGAAGCUGCACUACAGUGCAUCAGAGAAAAGAUGGAUGUGAUAGACUUGGAAGAUGAAGAGAUAGAUGCCGAGAUACUUAACUCAAUGGCUGUUACAGAUGAGCACUUCAAGACUGCUCUUGGAACAAGCAACCCCUCUGCUCUGCGUGAAACAGUUGUUGAAGUGCCUAAUGUCAGCUGGCAAGACAUUGGAGGUCUUGACAAUGUCAAGAGAGAGCUUCAAGAGACGGUUCAAUAUCCAGUGGAGCAUCCUGAGAAAUUUGAGAAGUUUGGUAUGUCUCCUUCUAAAGGAGUUCUGUUCUAUGGCCCUCCUGGAUGUGGGAAAACCUUAUUGGCUAAAGCAAUUGCCAAUGAAUGCCAAGCUAACUUUAUCAGUAUCAAGGGUCCGGAGCUUCUCACCAUGUGGUUUGGGGAGAGUGAGGCCAAUGUUAGAGAAAUUUUUGACAAGGCCAGAGGGUCAGCACCUUGUGUUCUCUUCUUUGAUGAACUUGAUUCCAUUGCCACCCAGAGAGGAAGCAGUGUCGGAGAUGCAGGUGGUGCUGCUGAUAGGGUACUUAACCAGCUUUUGACUGAAAUGGAUGGGAUGUCAGCAAAAAAGACCGUCUUCAUCAUUGGUGCUACCAACAGGCCUGAUAUCAUUGAUCCCGCACUUCUGAGGCCAGGACGUCUUGAUCAGUUGAUCUAUAUUCCAUUGCCUGAUGAAGCCUCUCGUUUCCAGAUCUUCAAGGCCUGCCUAAGGAAAUCACCUAUUGCUAAGGAUGUUGACCUUUCAGCCCUUGCCAAGUACACUCAAGGAUUUAGUGGAGCAGAUAUUACUGAGAUAUGCCAGAGAGCUUGCAAGUAUGCUAUUAGAGAGAACAUUGAGAAAGAUAUAGAAAAGGAAAGGAGAAGAAGUGAGAAUCCCGAGGCAAUGGAAGAGGAUGUUGAUGAUGAAGUGGCAGAGAUCAAGGCUGCACAUUUUGAGGAGUCGAUGAAAUAUGCACGCAGAAGUGUGAGUGAUGCUGACAUUCGCAAGUAUCAGGCCUUCGCUCAGACUUUACAGCAGUCCAGGGGUUUCGGAUCUGAGUUCCGAUUUGCUGAUGCAUCAGGAGCAGCAACAGGGACCACUACCUCAGGUGCUGCUGAUCCUUUUGCAGCUUCUGCUGGUGCCGACGAUGAAGACGACUUGUACAGUUAGUUCUUCUAGGAUGGCACUGUUAAGUUUUAUUUCUCCAUGUUAACAUUGUGUAUUCGUUGCUAUCCCUGGAUGGAGGGGGAUUGGUAUGACGAUAAUUCCUGUUUGGGCUGUUUGGGAAUGUUAAUCCAGAUCAGUGGUUUCUUCCCUUCUGAUGGUUGGUCGUCUACUGGCUUCACCUGGUUAAGUUUUAUUGCUUAUUUAUGUAAGAACUCUGGAGGAUUCUUCUUUAAAACCUUUGAAGUCCGUUUCCCUUUGUUUAAGAAGUAUAUGAUCUGGUUAAUCAUAACUUGUUUCUAUAGCUUUGACAGCUUUAUUUCUAAAUAUAGUUAAUGGUUUAAAUG
Papaver somniferum (opium poppy) is the source of this 2908-nucleotide messenger RNA. Its product is annotated as cell division control protein 48 homolog D-like. The record is from RefSeq and is a predicted model, not a curated record. The coding region runs from base 132 to 2567 and encodes 811 amino acids. Gene Ontology annotation, molecular function: polyubiquitin modification-dependent protein binding; ATP hydrolysis activity; ATP binding. Lineage: Eukaryota; Viridiplantae; Streptophyta; Magnoliopsida; Ranunculales; Papaveraceae. Gene Ontology annotation, biological process: mitotic spindle disassembly; retrograde protein transport, ER to cytosol; autophagosome maturation. The transcript is spliced from 9 exons. Gene Ontology annotation, cellular component: VCP-NPL4-UFD1 AAA ATPase complex; nucleus; cytosol.